AUGAAGAUGGCAGCAAGCCUCUCUCUGGUUCUUGUGGUGGCUAUUUCCUGCCACAUUUCAGGUAAGCAGCUUUUGUCAAAUUUCUCCAUUGCAAGGCACGACUGCCUCCUCUGAAGAGGUAGGAAAGAAUGAAUAGGCAGUCAAAGGCAUAAAAAGGAUUAAGAACAUGGCUGUCCAGGAACUUAAUGGUCCUGGAACAAUUUGGCCCACAACCUGAUUACUAGGCCUGUAGCCCUAUUUAGGGAGGUUUUUAAUGUUUUAUUGUGUUUUUAAUACUUUGUUGGGAGCUGCCCAGAGUGGCUGGGGCAACAUAGUCAGAUGGACAGAUGAUGAUGAUGAUGAUGAUGAUUACCACCACACUGGGCAUAAAAGCCUUUCUAAGCAUGGCCCUUCUAAUGUAUUGUUUAAGUGAAGGAGUGCUAGCAAUCUAUCUCUCUAUGUUGCCAAGUUUUCAUUGCUGGAGAACAAGCCAAAUAUACAGUAGCACCUUGGUUUUCAAUCAUAAUCCGUUCCGGAAGACUGUUCAACUUCUGAAACAUUAGAAAACCGAGGCGCAAAGGGCAGUCUGCAAAUGCAAUGGAGAAAAUGGAAAGAAAGAAAAACUCAGUGGGAGCCGUUUGACUUUUGAGGCACAUUUGAAAACGGAAGCAUUUACUUCUGGGUUUUCGGCAUUCGUCAACGGAGUCAUUCAAAAACUGAGGUACCACUGUACUAAAAUCAAAUAAACUAGUGAACUCUCCACUUGCCAAACCAUACACACAGAGAGACACAAAUAGAUCUAUAGAUAUACAACUCUAAAGAUCUGUUCUCUAAAACAUGAUACACUGGUGAUUAAUCAGGCAGCAAAACUGCAAAAGAUGUAAUGAAUUCCUCCCCCCACCUCAAUAUCAAUUAGCAAAACUUACUCCUAGCCCAGUUCAUAGAACAGAGUUGAAAGAGACUUCAGAAGGCAACUAGUCCACCCAACCCCACUGAUGCAAGGAAUGUGCAGCAUCCCUGGUAGAUGGCCAUCCUGUCUCUACUUAAGAACCUCUGAUGAAAGGGAGUCCAAGGCAGUCUGUUUCAUGGUUAAACAGCUCAUGCCACUAAGACAUUUGCUCUAAAAUGUAGUCAAAAUCUCCUCUCCUGUAAUUUGGGUCCAUUGGUUCAGAACUCAGCUUCUGGGGCAUGCAUGAUACCAAUUUGCUCCAUUUGUUACAGAUAAUUGACCUGAUAUUAAGGUGCCCCAUUCGAGAGAGGUUUUCUCUCACCAUACCUUGUAUGUCUCCUUCUUAUUCCAGGAGUCGCAGGACAGGGCAAACCGCCGGUAAGUUCUUCUUUCCUAUUUUCUCUUGGCUUUUCCCCACCCCAGCCUCUUAUGUCGCCCCAUUGUUGCCUAUCGUGUUGCAUGUUUAGGAACAUGUGUGUGUGUGUCAUGCAUGAUUCCCAAAACUCACAAGACGUGGGAACUCAGUAAAAACCGAGCGCUGUUCAGAAAAUGUGUUUUAAAAGUUUCAUCAUGCCGUACCAAAGUUUCUUUGGACACUCAAAAGUCUCAUCCAUUUAUUAUUUUUAAAAAUACCAAGAAAUUGAUCAUGAAUAAUAAAUUGGCCAAUAGGAUGCAGCAUAAACAUGAAAUGACAGGUGCAAUAUUUUAACCCAUUCAUUCCUAGUCUAAAGAAGUAAGAGACCUAAACUUUAACAGAAAUGAAGUAGUGGAGUUAUGAAACUCCUGGAAAAUAGAGAGAUUCCAAAGGGUUUGAAUUGUGUUCCUGAAGAAGUUCUUACAGCUCUUAAUGAUAUUAUAUAUUGUAUAAAGGUGUAAUGUUGGGCAUAGUAGGGUAGGGUGCAAGAGUGUGUGUGUGUGUGUGUGUGUGUGUGUGUGUGAGAGAGAGAGAGAGAGAGAGAGAGUAAUUGGGGGUUCUGUCAACACCAAAGGUUAGCAUCAGGAGUUUCAAUGCUCAAGCCUCCUCUUAAAACUCAUCAGCUGUGCCGAAAACUGAGUUACUCUCAGGUUUUAGUAUGGCAGCCAAGGAGGAAAACUCAGCAACAGAAUUUCCUUACCUCACAGCCUCUUAGUCUGGUGGGCACUGCUUGUAAUAAUAAUGAUGAUUAUAAAGAUGAUUGACUGAAUGGACAUCCCACAUAACCAUGAAGACAAUCUGCAGCGUAGGCACAUCUGGUAGAAAAGUUACAUAUUUUCAUGUCAGAAAACCUUUCCUCGUUCUCUUUUUCAUGUCAGCAUUGGCCUGCUUCAUACAAACUAAUGAGACUAAAAUAUUAUAAACGUGAUAGUUUUUAAUAUGCUUGGUGUAAAUUCCUGCAUUUAGAGCAAACAAUCUGUGUUUUACUAAUUCUAAUGUCUCAUAAAUUAUCUUGGUUGACACCAGUGUCUGUCUGGAGGAAACAGAAAAUUUAAAAAUUACCAGUUUGUGAGCUUUCCCAGUCAAUGGUUUAUUAAGUGCUUGCCUUCUUGCAGUUUCUGGAGACAGGAAGUCUGUUGCUGCAUUCUGUGUCACACGCUAAGGCUACAGACAGGGGCCUGUCAUCUUUCAAAGGGGGGGGCAUCUCUGACAGAUUUCCUCAGUAAUUUUAAUCUUUAUGGCAUUUCACAUUCUCUGAGCUGAAUAUUUACACUGUGGUAAAGAGGAUACAGUAGUAAGUGAUAAAUAGAUAUCUGGCUCCCUUUAUUCUGCUUUUUGAUUGAGCAAAUAAAUUGCAUCUCACAUAAGAAGGGCUUGUCUUAAAAAUGCAAGUGCUUGUUUUAAAAAUGUAAUAGGGGGAAAUGAUAAAAGAAAGAGUAUUUUUACAUAAUUAAUAUAGUGAAAAGCAGUGUGAUAGAGAUUGACCAUUUUGCGUCCCUUGAUGUUCAAAUAGGCACAGCAUCACAUUACCGAGCAUAUUCUUAGGAAAGUAAAAUUAUUUUUUAGGGAAAAAAGUUAGAAAUGAUCAAGAAGAUGUUGCAUCUUUUGUAACACCUCAAGGGAGGCUAUAUCAAUCAUGUGCUGUGUAAGUUGGGAGAGCAUAGAAACAUGGCAUGAAAUGCACACCUGAUUUUUCCUGCAUAAAAUAAGCAAAGUUUGAGCGUAAAGCACCAGCCAAGGAAGAAAAAGCAACUCCUGACACUGAUUUGGAGCCUUGUUCUGUGACAUCAUUUCUCCCACAGGACUGUGCUGAGAUUCUGAGAGAAGCUGUGGCCAAUCCCUACACCUGCAGCGCAGAGACUGGCCCCGUCUGUGGCACAGAUGGCUGGCUAUACCGCAACAAAUGCGACUUGUGCACAGAAGCAUUGUGA
Podarcis lilfordi (Lilford's wall lizard) is the source of this 3274-nucleotide messenger RNA. NCBI's taxonomy places the organism in Eukaryota, Metazoa, Chordata, Lepidosauria, Squamata, Lacertidae. The record is from the annotation of a GenBank genome assembly.